AUGUGACUUGUCAAUAACAGUCGUUGACCUUUAAACUCCCAUUCUUUAAGUUUGAAUUCUCAGGUAAGGAGCCUUUGAAAAGCAAACACACCGGUAUUACAUAUACGAUGCCUUUCCGGUUUUACCUGAGUCUAGAUAAAUUUAUUCAAAAGAGACUAUCUUCCCGGUCUAUUUUAGGAGGGUUUACCGGACACAGACAAGGAUCAUUCUCGCCCAGUGGCGAUACCUUGUUUAUAAAAAGACAUUUUAACCUAACGGGUUGUUUGACCUAUUCAAACAAGAGGAACCACCUGUGAUGUUGUCCUUUCUGAUGCUCGCGAGCGUUCACACUUCACGCGAGACGGAAGGGGUUUGUCGCUGUGUGAUGAAACCUCGCUUGAAAGAGAACCAGGAUUGAAAGAGGUUCUCCAAGCGUGCAUACAGCGUAAUACGACAAACCGAUAUUUCAUAAACAGCGCUCUCCUCACUCACUACACAGCUCAUGACUUGACACUGGGACAGAUAACCAGACGUACAGUAGACGGACCGGAGCUCGCCAAUACACUGCCUUGUUAAAAGGGUACCUCCUGUCUCGUGCACGUGUAUGUGUGUGGUUCCCCCUACCCUCCCGGGACAUACGUUUUUACUGGAAUAUACUAUACUGUCUGUAGCCAACAUGGGAAGGGACGUGUGUUUUGGUGCUAAGGCUAAGCCCAACAACAGAACACAGGUGAAAAAUAUACAGAUGAGCCAGUGGGAACGGACACGACAGCUGGAGCGUCCAGCACGCAAGACAUUUCGAGGGUCGGUUCUAGUUACCUUGCUGCUGGAAAAACACCCAAAGCGAUUUAGGAGCAGAGUCUCAGCUUCUUUAUUUGCUAAAAAAUUAUUUCGGGAAGGUAAGAUAUCCAGUGUUCAAGGAAUAAGUGCUUUUGAGGAUUCCGACCAAACUUUCUACUGGAGUGAUAGUGAAUAUCGGAAACAAUGGAACUCUGCAAAAUAUUCUCCGUCAGUGCCUGCAUAUGACGUAAAAAAUAACAGGAAUUUUGGAAAAAUUGUGGAGUCUGACGAUGAAACAAUCGUAGAAAGUGUAAAAGGCGAAUUAAGUUCCCAACCGAAACAAUCAUCAGUUUUAAAAACUCUUAUAAAACAACUUGAAGGGGAUUUUCCAGACUCGAAAGAAAACGAAACAAAACCAAAAGUGUUAAAUUCUAAAUCUUAUGAUGGCGAUAUAACCUCUAGUGACUCCUUUACGGAUUCUGUUACUCAACGCUACAAUAAAUUCAAAGACAGGACGCGAUUCGGGGGUGGUGUGGCGUUUCCCAUGGCGUCACGAGACCAUGAUGUCAUUCCCGAGGAGGAUCCCUCCCUGGAUAAAACGGGAAACUCAUUAGAACUGGAGCUCACGCCAAGGAAUUCGGAACAAUCGAGCGUGCUAGAACAACCGAUACAUUCCGAACAGAUUCGAGUUUCCGAACAAUCGAGGAAUUCAGAGCAGCCGAGGGCAUCUGAAACGCCCACACGACGAUGGCUUGACGGACAAAAUUCCUACUCUGACAACGAGAAACAGCUUAUUGAAGAGAUGAAGCGGAUGAAAGAGGAUCAUUCGGUAACCCUCACUGCUUAUGAGGAGCGAAUCAAAGAUCUGAUGGAGCGGAUGCACGAUCUCAGAGGAAUUGCUGAAAUGUUGGAAAACUCCAGUAAUAAAUCAUCUCCCUAUGGGAUCCUUCCGCCCAGAUCUAGUUUCUUUAACUUCAUAGGUUCUAGAUUGGAACAGGAGAGAAGAAAUGCGACAGCACCGCUGGGGAGCGAUACCGAAAUACCACCUCCUCUUCCCCCACGUCCGGGCCGAACCAACAAAGUCUACCCCAACAAACCCAUUAUUCAUCCUAAAGUGAAGAUGAAACCGCUAGACUGGACAAGGAUUAUCAUCAAAGACACAUCGGAAGGAACCCCUUCUACAAUUUGGCACACAAUGGUCGAACCGAAACUGGAAGCUGAAGAAGCGGAAAGGUUGUUCCAGAGCGCGGAGACUGCGGAUAUUAAAUCUCUUUAUGAUGACAUCGCCAGAGUAAGGGGCAAGACGAAACAGCAGCUUGUAACAUUACUGGAUGUUGAAAAGUCUCGACGAGCUGUCUACACUAUGAAGUCGCUUCCAUGUUCUAUGAACGAUGUUAUUAGCGUUGUGACGUCUCUAGAAACGAAACAAAUUAAUUCUGACAGAUUUGCAGAACUGCUCGAACUCAUUGGUGGAGGAAAUGAAAUAGAGAAGGUUCAGUUCCACGUUCGACGGAAAACGUCAGCGACCCUGGACUACCCUGAGUACAUGCUUUAUGAGAUGUCCAAGGUUAGUCACUGCAAGGAGCGUAUGGACUUCCUCAGGUUUAGAUACAGGGUACAAUGGCAUCUGUUUGAAACUGAACAACAACUGAAAGAACUUCACACAGCAUGCGAGGAGGUUACUAAUAGUUCUGCUCUCAAAAAUCUGCUCCAGUCCCUGCUUGCUGUUGGUAAUUAUCUAAAUGGCAGCUCGGAAAACGGCCAAGCAGACGGGUUUGGUCUGGAAGUCAUGAACAGACUCAAGGAAGUUCAGGACAGGGACGCAAAGGGUAACCUGCUGGAGUUUGUGUUAAAGUUGUACUGCCAAUGUUAUGAGGUAGAAAUAGAGCUAGGAUGUCCAACCAAGUUCCGUCUCCCAGAACCUUCUAAUAUGAGACACGCAGCACAGGUAUCAUUCGAUAACAUCCACGAAGCUCUAUCAAAUAUGAAAGCUGAAGUAAAGAGUACGAGAGAAAGGUACCUAGUCAUGUCAACAAAAGACACGACGGAUCCCAGGGAUAACUUAUGGACGACCACUGAAAACUACCUGACCUGUGCGUUGGAGAUCAUUUUGGAAGAGGAGCGCCUUCUGCAAGACACGCGUUCUUAUUUCCGGCGAACUACCGCCUACUUUUUAAUGGACACUGACACGGCUACACCUCAGGAAUUCUUCCAGUUGUGGGCGACCUUUCUACAUGACUGCAAGUACUACUGGAAACUAGCACAUCGUAAACUAGGCAAGGAACGUUUCGAGAUUGACUUCAAGCACAGAGGACAAUUGGCGGCAAUGUUUGGCCACAAGUUCAUGGAUACGGUUCAGAACACCAAUGGCACACGCGGACCUACAUCCGUUCAGAAGGGAGGAAGUAAUUCUGGGAAGGAUGGCACGCUCCCCCGCCAGGGGGCACUGGUCAACGGUUACUCAGAUAGUCACUACACAGACAAAGCUGUGGUUAGUGCAACAUCAAAGGAUGUGUCUGCCACGUAUAAAUCUCAUCUAAGCUCUCUUCAGGAAUCUCAUUCACCAAAACAAUUAACAUGUGAACCUCCCUCUUCCGGUCUUCACAAGCCCCUCCCCAAAGCUGCCUCAACUACCUCAGUGCCAUCAGAAAACGGAUUUCCUGGCGCUCACAACUACGAAAACCACGAGGAUAUGGAGAGAUUGGCCACUGAGUCUCGCUCAGGCACAUCACAGUCGGAUACGUUAGAAUGGGCCGGGAAAAAGACCGAUAAACAUCAAUUUCCUCUGGUGUCGUGGUCCAAACGGGAACCUGGUAAACAAAACAAUAGUGGCGAUAGUAAGACUAGUGCCGAUUAUUCCCACCAGAUGGCUGAGCGACAGCAGACAUCUACACAAAACUCUACCUCAUUCUCUAAGUUUAAAAACUCUGUUGUGCAGACAUUUACGCACUCGCCAACCACAUCCGGCAAACGGACUGCGGAAGUUGCAGGAUUACAGGAAAAUAUGGACAUACCACACAGCUCAUCAAUGACGUCAAUACCAUCUUAUAUGCCCCUUCGUGUCGUGGUGUCUGAGAAUGAGAUUAGCCCGUAUGUUACGAGUAUAGGUAGAGACAGUAGACAGGCAACCUCCCGGUUUCAUGAAUCUCAAAAAUACGCAACACAGCCCGGAGGUAGUUUUUCACGGGAUUAUCGGACGAAUUCUGCUGAACGCAGGAACGUGUUUGACAGUCGUAUAAUGACGACAGGAGGAGGUAAGGGACGAACGGGCUCUAAUGUAUCAACGGAGUACGCCGGACUGUACCACACGCCACCGUUCCAUGCACAUGUAGACAAGGAUGGUUACUCAUCUCCUAGCAUUAUCGCUAACGCAUUCGAUAAAAGUGAUAUAAAUAACAAUACAACUCCAAAGAAUGCAAACCGCGACCCUACAGCAAACGGUGUGAAUAGGACACGCGCGCCUAUUCUUCUUGGCAGCAAUGUUAGUAUAUCUGACGCAUACACACCAAACGACAGGGAUGGGCUCCCAACAAGGCAUCCCGUAUUCGAACAAGGUGUCAACCGAAGGACUGAUAAGCCCACACACGUAUUUCAACACAUUCCACCAAGUGUUCCGUCAUAUAGUGCAAAGCGUUUUAACAAUUAUGAAAACCAGGGUCGACUAGAAACAGGACCAGCCGUCAAACACAGAGCAGACCCGGUUACGUUCCCUUCUACAACAGUUACACCGUCGUCGCAACCGCCUGUGAUGUCACAUAUGAACACAUUUCCAUUAACUAGCAGAUCUAGUGUCACUCCUACCAGUUCACAAAAUUUUCCUAGUAGUACGCAAAGUACUCCGGCAAAAAAUCUCGCUUACCAUCGAGUGCAUGAAACGCCGAUUGUGCAAGAAACAACUCCGGUUCCUAGUACUAGACAGCCACCAGCUAAGCCUUCGCGAAAUUUACCUUUGAACUUUGGUCAAGAUAAUAGAAAGGACGAGAAAAAAAUGGCUACCUCUCUUGAUAGACUGGAUAGAAAUGGACAUUCUGUUCCAUCUAUAUCAACUCUCAUAAAUCGAUUUGAGAAAAAACAAAACUUGCUAGAGGCUGUUAAUAAUGAGGAGAAAUUGUUAGCUAACGAUCCAGCAAAAUUGCUUGCAAUGACUUCGACACCAGUGAUAUACAAGAACCCCCCGGGGGUGGACCAAGAUGACAGUGAACCCCCUCCAGUGCCACCCAGGUCGGACCACAGUUUCCAGGACAAUUAUCCGUCCGACAGUUUGGACAGUCGGUCAUCUCGUGGACACGGGCGAAAGGUUGACAAUCUGCAAGACAGCCAGAAUAUGUCAAAUUUUGAUUCAAAUGUUGGACAAAAAUAUUCUUUUGGAGACACAAACCCCAUAGCACUGCUUAGCAGUGUAGCCAAAUCUAACCAUGUACGACAGGAGACAGGGUUGAGUGAUCAAGAUGACGGGUACCGGGAACGAUUACGGAAAGUCGCGGCCAGUAGCACAGUGUUCGAACGACACAACAAACACCUCACUCCGCAGUUCCAUAAACAGGGCAAUCCAGUGCAGUUUAGCACACCCCAGUACAAUCGCCAAAACAGUCAAACAACAGUGAUGUCGUUGAACUCUUCUCAGACGUAUAGUCGCCAAAGUAGUAUAAAUCAAUCACAGCCUCUCUCACAGCCUCUCUCACAGUCUAUCUCACAGCAAAACAGAACUAACGGCGUCACACAACAAACGCCACAGAACUCCAGAACUAAUGGUGCGCCAGCGCAACCUUCCCGCACUAACGGAAAUGUUCUAACGGUAACAAACAAACUAGGAUUAAAUCACAGUCAGUUUAAAAAUAAUCACGAGUCAACAACGCAGUCACAGGCUGCACAGCCACAGUUUUCUAAAGAUAAUACUCUUCAGCAACGGUUAGAAUCGGAUGGCCGGAUUCCAGCUAGUGCAAUGGCCGUCGUCUCUCCCACACUAGUGCAUCAUGGUAGUAUUACGUUCAUGGCGAUAUAAAUGAAAAAUUCAAUUCUAUUGACAAUGUUUUUUAAUAUAAGCAUAUAUUCGGUGAACUUAACGUUUUGUUAUGUAACAGAUACUAGACUUUUCUAUAGCUUCUUUUGAAUCAUGUCGUCUAGAUACUGUCCCUUUGACCCUUUUCUUACUGACUUUCCACUUGAAUCGAUUCCAUCUUUUUAUAUAAGUUAAAAGACUGAAAGACGUUUUGAAGAACUUGUAGAUUGGCUCCUGCUGGUUUUUGGUAUUUCUAGGCUCAUUUACAUUUAUGACGGGUGUAAAAAUUGCUAUACUGUAAAGAUUGUUUUCGUGGGAUCCUAAUUUUUGGGAUUGUCGCGGAAAACAUCUUUCCUCGAAAAAUCCCGUGAAAUUAACAGAAAAUUAGUUCAUCCUUCCUUUAGCACUAUCUGCGUAAGAAAAUUAACAUGAAAAUCGCGAAAAAACUCCCUUGCCAUUGACAGUAUGGUUCUAUGAUGCAAUCUCAUUGUGGUGUGAUACAAUUAAAACUCUACCUUGGUGUUUAUAGAUCAACCAGCAGCACAUACUUUAAUGGCCUGUUAAAAUGACCACCACAGUUUUUUUUAUAUCGUUCAUAAAUAGGAAUUACCGAAAACUAGCGACGAACCUCACAUUAACGUUAAUCCAACUCUUACAGAAUGUGAAGAAUUGAUACUGUUUCGCUUAAUUCAGAAUACUAUUUUUAUUAUAUGAUUUGUUUUCGUUAUUUAUUUACAUAAUGCUGUGAAAUAGGAACAUCAACUAAACGUUUUGUUUGAAAAAUAUCAACAUUUUAAUGAACUGCAACAUCAUUUUUUGGUCACGCAUAACUUUUAAGCGGUUAACUUAAAACCCACUAAAUCCAGUGACGAAUUCUAGAAAUGACUCGAUGAAAACAGAGAGUAGACUUAAACAUAGUUUAAGUCAUAUCAAAGUAGGUUAUAUAUUUGUAGUAUAUAAUUAUUAAUAUAUUCAGCACAUUGUUUGUCUUGUUCCUUAUUUCGCCUUUUCGACAUGAUAAGAUAGUUGUGUGUUGGAUUUUGUUAAUUAAUCUAGUCAAUGUGUGAAAUACCUAGCUAACCAUUGUAUACACUCACCUCUAACUGACCUCUACCUGACCUCUAACGUGUUAUCAACUGUUGUAUAGAUGAUAUUAUGAAUUGAAGAUAUUGAUUACGCCAUGAUGAUAAUCCCAAAAUCUGCAUUAUUUCUGUAAUUGUUGAUUUUGAUACUCACAACAAUUAGUUAGCGUAGCUAAUGAAAUGAAUUUAUACCUUAUUCAAACCAAGUUUGAUCUCAUUUAAAAAUUGUUGUGAAAGUCAAUAGCAGAACACGAAUUGUAAUCUUAAUUCUUAAAUUUAAGAAAACAUGCUCAUAAUUAAAAAAACUGGUUUAUAUAUUAUAGGAUACAUUGUGAAAUUAAAUCCCACGCACGCUCGUGAAAGUUUCAUGAAUGAAAAAAAGGUCGCUGAAUGACACAACAGUUCGUUGUUUUAUUUAAUUGAUAAUUAGGCCGACAUGUGUUUGGAUUACACAUGCAUUUCAACAUUUUGUGCAACAGGUUCCAAUUCAGUAGAUUCGACGAAAUUUAAUAAUCUUGCAUAAUAAACUCCAGUUUAUUUAUACGUGAAUUGGUUUAUGCGACCUGCUAUUGUAAUUGAGGAAGUUAAAGUGCUGUUUUAAUGAGGAUAAAUAGCAUUAUAUGUCAUUGAAAUAUUUUGAAAUUAAGAUUGAGAAUUACCUUCAGGCGCUCACCUGAUGUCGAAGAUAUGUUUAACAAUAUACUUUUUAUUUUGUAUUGCUAUCAUUUAUUUUUACUUUUGUCCAAAGGACAUGUGACACAUGCGAACAAUGAAAGCAGCAUUUUCCAUUUUGUCAUAUUUUUAUACUUCAUUUAUGAACAACACUAAUAAAAGUGGUUCUUAACUUGA
Messenger RNA from Mizuhopecten yessoensis (Yesso scallop), 7689 nucleotides. RefSeq lists its product as uncharacterized. Gene Ontology annotation, cellular component: cytoplasm; cytoskeleton. Lineage: Eukaryota; Metazoa; Mollusca; Bivalvia; Pectinida; Pectinidae. Gene Ontology annotation, biological process: intracellular signal transduction; cortical actin cytoskeleton organization; actin filament network formation. The record is from RefSeq and is a predicted model, not a curated record. The coding region runs from base 584 to 5761 and encodes 1725 amino acids. The transcript is spliced from 16 exons. Gene Ontology annotation, molecular function: actin filament binding.